AUGGCCAAUAUCAAGGCCCAGAGCUCAUACCACAGUCAUCCCCCCAAGAAACGAUCUCGCAUCGAUAGCGACCUUGAAGACUCACACUCAUUCAAAGACUCAGAUUCAGCCAACACCCAAGAGGACGAAGAAGAAGAAGAAGAAGAUGAUGAUGAUGAUGAUGGAGGAGAAGAAGCACACGCUUCCCCUUCCCUUUCCUCUUCCACCCACCAGAAAUCACCAUCAACCUCCCGACACCAUUACCACCGCCUCCUGGUCACAAGCAGCGGCCCAAACUACAACCCCAUGAUCGCCCUCUGCGACCAAACCGCGAUCCUCGCUCUUGCCGCCGCUCGCGAUCCGUCCACCAUUGGCAAACUGCUCCAGCAAAAGUACGACGCAGCAUGGGCUCGCCUGCGGCGUAACAGUCGCAUCAUCAACUUUGACAAUUACUACCAAAGGGUCGAAGGCUUGCUUUCUUCCCUCCCGCGAGAUCUGGACCCUUCUGAAUCAACAAGGACCCACAUGAGACAAGCCUGCACCACAAUCGAUCGGAUUUUUGACUCUAUCCACCAGCAAGUCGAUAACGAGUCGAAACUGGAAUCCAAAAUUAGUGCGGCUCGGACUAUGCAGAGAAUCCUGCGUCGCUUGUUGAUAUAUUCAGUCAAUUCUGGUAAUAUCAUUCCGGAGGAGUUUUCCGGCAACGGCCACCUGGGUAGGCUAGGACUAGAUGGCAAGAUGUUCAUGUUGAUCGAUGGCAAGUUUGAUCAUAAGAAACACGAAAUCAAGCGGAUGACGGCGCGCGAGGACGCAUGGGGUGGUUCGGAUUGGGUAGAGAGAGUAAAGGAGCUGGUAAGCCUGUCGUCGCGCGGGGGUGAGGUGUUCAAGACGUUGGCCCGGGUGUUGGAGGUGGUAGAAAAGGAUGCGUAUAAUCCCGCGACGGAUUAUGAUUCUUACGGAAGGCCUACUUUCUGA
This is a messenger RNA of Neurospora tetrasperma FGSC 2508, 954 nucleotides long. RefSeq lists its product as uncharacterized. The record is from RefSeq and is a predicted model, not a curated record. The coding region runs from base 1 to 954 and encodes 317 amino acids. The transcript has a single exon. NCBI's taxonomy places the organism in Eukaryota, Fungi, Ascomycota, Sordariomycetes, Sordariales, Sordariaceae.